AUGAAGGACACGAACAGAGACGAUCACGACGUCUGGACGCCGCGGGAGCUCCUCCGUCGGCUCCAGCCCGUCGUCAACCACGUCACGGUCGUCACGAACCUGAGUCACAUCGAAGCGCUGCAAAGUAUGCUCUGCGCGUGCCCACGCCUGCACAGCCUCGUCUUGGAGCACUCGCAUCACUGGGCCGACAUCACCAUGUCCAUGGUCGCCAAUGUCUUUGCCACGCUCCCGCUCGCGCAGCUGAGAACGCUCGUGCUACGCGGUAAGUUUCCAGCGUCCGCCGCGUCGGCCAUUGCAGCCAUGCUAACGAAAGGCUCGUGCACGCGCCUUGGACUUGCCAACGCCGAGUUUGUCAACUUGCCCGCCGCCGACGCAGCAAAGUUGUGCGAGGCGAUCGCAGCCUCCACGACGCUGCACGACCUCUGCCUUGAAAAGACAAACGACAUUAGCACACGAUUCUUCCAACAAGAGCAGCUGCCCCAUCAGCUGCGGCACUUGCGUCUCGACGUGUCGACUCAACGCGACCUCUUCUUCCGCGACUGCUCCGAUGCCAUCAUGACGAGUGUAUCGUCGAUGCUGCGCCAAGCGCCGCGCCUCACGCAGCUGGAAGGCCGCUUCGUGACGCAGCUGGCAGAGACGCACGAGGUCUUGGCCCGGCUCGAGACCCUGCGCAUCGAGCUCUGUGCGUUGGAUACAAAGAUGUUGAACCGACUCGUCGCGCUCACGCCGCGGCUCGUGUCGCUGCGGCAGCUUGAUCUGCACGAGUUUAGUGUCAACAAACUCAUCGGCGCAUCCCUUGCGACGGCGCUGACCCAGUGCCCGAAGCUGCAAUACUUGAGCGCAGUGGCCGACACGAUGGAGGCGAUGACGUGGCUGGCCACGGCGCUCUCGGGCUGCCCACAGCUGCACGCGGUUAAACUGCACCUGUUGACGCGCUGCUUCGACGACCUAUUCGCGCUCGUGAAGACGCUCCAGGCGGCGUCGCCGGCCUUGCGCUGGAUCGUCCUUGAGAAGCAAGCGUGGCCGAUCUCGAGCCAGGCGAAGAAGAUCAAGACGCUGGCAGAGAUGAAUGUGACGCUUCAGUACGUGGAGAUGGACAUGUGCGGCGAGCGAGAGCGGGACACGUACGCCUACUGGGACGCCAAGGCCGCAGAGCACAAGCGCCUCGUCGUGUUUCUGUACUAUUGCCCCAAGUAUCGCUUUGUCUUUGAUUAAUCGUGUUUAUACAGCC
Saprolegnia parasitica CBS 223.65 is the source of this 1231-nucleotide messenger RNA. RefSeq lists its product as hypothetical. Bases 1 to 1215 code for a protein of 404 amino acids. The record is from RefSeq and is a predicted model, not a curated record. The transcript is spliced from 2 exons. Lineage: Eukaryota; Oomycota; Saprolegniomycetes; Saprolegniales; Saprolegniaceae.